UGGAGAAGGGUCCGGUUCCCAACCUGUUCGAGCAGAAGACUCCGGUCAGCAGCUUCGACCAGCAGACGUCCGUGAAGGUGGUUUACUACAGAGCUCUGUAUCCGUUUGAUGCUCGCAGCCACGAUGAGAUCAGCAUCGCCCCGGGAGACGUCAUCAUGGUGAAGGGGGAGUGGGUCGAUGAGUCCCAGACGGGAGAACCUGGUUGGCUGGGAGGAGAGCUCAGGGGCCGCACUGGUUGGUUCCCCGCCAAUUACGCUGAACGAAUACCGGACAGUGAAGCACCAAUCAGCUUGCGAGCAACCGCCUCGGCCCCUCCCACUUCCGCCCAGCAGCCAAUGAGCACGCCUCCCCCUGCCCCGGGACACGCCUCCUCCUCCGCGCCCUCAGCCAAUAGUAACUGGGCUGACUUCAACACCACUUGGCCCUCUAACUCAGCCAGCCAAUCAGAAAGCGAGGGCUGGGACGCAUGGCCCACCUCUACGACCAAUCAGAAUCCUUCCCUCAGUGUUCCGUCGGCGCAGCUACGGCAACGCUCCGCCUUCACACCAGCUACCUUGACAACAGGCUCCUCCCCUUCUCCUGUGCUGGGCCAGGGGGAGAAGGUGGAGGGUCUUCAGGCUCAGGCUUUGUAUCCCUGGAGGGCGAAGAAGGACAACCACCUUAACUUCAACAAAAAUGAGGUCAUCACGGUGUUGGAGCAGCAGGACAUGUGGUGGUUAGGUGAACUGCAGACCGGACAGAGAGGCUGGUUCCCCAAAAGUUACGUCAAGCUCAUCUCCCCCACCAUGACGCCCCCCCCGAGUACCGUCGCACGCAGCAAAAACCCAAG
Molecule: messenger RNA, 829 nt
Organism: Notothenia coriiceps (black rockcod)
Lineage: Eukaryota; Metazoa; Chordata; Actinopteri; Perciformes; Nototheniidae
Product: intersectin-1-like
Exons: 6
Molecular function (GO): protein binding
Source: RefSeq, a predicted model, not a curated record